CCUCUAAUAAUAUAUUUACAAUUUGGUCUUUAUUUUUAUUUAUCUGUUAUUAUUAUUAAUUCUUAGAGUAUAUAGUAAGGCUGAACCAUGUCUUUGUCGGUUGAAACAAAUAAGUCCACACUGCGAAAGCUAGACAUGAAGCUGGAUAACUAUCCGACCUGUGCGGUGGAGGCACUCACAAGAUUGGAAACCUUAAUCGCCAGCCGAAACAAACAGAAUCUAGUUAUGCAGAUCAUAUCAGAGUACAUAUUCCUGGAGAGAAUCACAAAGGAUGGCGACGGGCGAAAGUCUCAGGCGCUACCGAUUAGCCAGUUAAAUCUGUUCCAGGAGUUUCAGCUAAUUAUUACGCUGAUCGAGUACUUCUCUAGGCCAGGACGCGAUGCUACCCGAAAUGCAAUUUUCCUGUCGUUGUUUGGCAGUCAUCUGACGCCGCAGCGGUCCAAGCUACUAUCCAGGCUCAUUAGCACGGCCGUUUCUGGGUCCGUGGCACCUCUUCUCUCCUCAGCCGGUACCUGGAUGCAACAAGUGGGCUGCAAGACGCCGCUCAGCCUGGAGGUGGCCCAGAAUAUAGUCAGCGAUUUUAUAUGCUACUCCCGCAAAACGCCGGAGCAACUGAAGCAGCUUCCUAUGGUGGGACCACACUUUGCGGCCAACUUCAUGGUUUCAGUGACGGAUCUGUAUCUCAACGACCAGAGAUCUAAUGUAUUAACGCCGCCACCAGAUGCUCUGCUAGACACACUAACUGAAUGGAUGACGGAGAACCCAACGUUGUGUCAAGCGUCACAGCAACCUUUGGUACUGCCGGCAGGAGCUAUUGCUAUGCCCUAUGCCACACCAUUGGCUGGACUCCUCCGCUGGGUGGUACUAGCUCCUCUAGUCUCUAAUCGCGCUUCCUACAGUAAUCUGCACCUGUCCAUUCUGCGAACUCUCCAGCAACUCGGAAGCAGUAGCGAUUCAACGGCACUUCCCUUCCAGGAUCUCAUGCAGAUCGUUAAAUCCUUGCAGAGCUACUGCGCACGACUUGGCGAAUCUAAAACUUCUCCAGAUUCGGAUGAAGCUUAUCAGAAGUGCAUGGAGCGGUUUGCUCAGGCCGUCCAAAUUGCAUUGAACUCCAACUGCAUAACUAAUCAGAUUCAGCUGCUCCUCGUCCUAGAGUCCCUGCCGCCACAUAAGCUGAUGAAAAUAGUUAUUGCAUCGCAUAAAAAGUAG
Molecule: messenger RNA, 1209 nt
Organism: Drosophila bipectinata
Lineage: Eukaryota; Metazoa; Arthropoda; Insecta; Diptera; Drosophilidae
Product: integrator complex subunit 15
Source: RefSeq, a predicted model, not a curated record